AUGCCUUCCAAGAGCGCUGUUGCAGCGGCCAAGGCCAAGCGCGCUGCCAAGCCUGCGCCCGUUCCAGCAGCGACGGAGCCCACAUCCGACCUCGAAGGCGGCUCGGCCUCGGAUACAGGGUCAGCAGAGGGCAGUGGCGAAAGCGAUCUCGAAGACGACAAUGAGCAAGCGGAUGGGAGCGAUGACGACGGCGAAGACGAUGACGCUCAGGAGGACGGGGACUCUUCGGUCGCAGGCUCCGAGAACCAAGACAGCGAGGAGGCCGCCGAGGCUGACGACAACGGAGAUGCGAGCGAAGGCGAAGGCGAGGGCGACAAAGACGAAGACGAAGAUGAAGACGGCGCGGAAGACGGCAGCGACGAAGACGACGGCGGCGAUGCGGAGGACGACGAACCAGCGGCCAAGAAGACGUUCCGCGAGCUCGGGGUCCACUCGCAGCUGUGCGAGGCCUGCGAAAAGAUGGGGUUCAAGUACGCCACCCCGAUCCAGAGCAAGGCCAUUCCGGAGGCUCUCACCGGCCGCGAUGUCAUCGGACUGGCCCAGACGGGCAGCGGAAAGACGGCCGCCUUCAGCAUCCCCAUCCUCCAGGCGCUGUGGGACAACCCCAAGCCGCUCUUCGCAUGCGUGCUGGCGCCCACGCGCGAGCUGGCCUACCAGAUCACGCAGCAGAUCGAGGCCCUCGGCUCGACAAUAGGCGCGCGCUGCGCCACCAUUGUCGGAGGCAUGGACAUGAUGUCGCAGGCCAUCGCCCUCUCGAAGCGGCCCCACGUUGUCGUUGCCACCCCGGGCCGUCUGCAGGACCACCUGGAAAACACAAAGGGCUUUAGCCUUCGCAACCUCCAGUACCUGGUCAUGGACGAGGCCGACCGGCUGCUCGACAUGGACUUUGGGCCUGUCAUUGACAAGCUGCUGCAGGCGAUCCCGCGGGAGCGCAGGACGAUGCUUUUCAGCGCCACGAUGACGACCAAGGUGGCCAAGCUGCAGCGCGCCAGUCUCAAGAACCCGGUGCGGGUCGAGGUCGACACCAAGUACACGACCGUCUCGACGCUCAAGCAGUACUACCUCUUUAUGCCGUUUGCGCACAAGGACACCUACCUCGUCCACCUGGCCAACGAGCAGGCGGGCCAGUCGGUGAUUGUCUUUACGCGGACGGUGCACGAUGCGCAGCGCCUGUCGAUCCUGCUGCGCCUGCUCGGCUUCCCCGCCAUCCCGCUGCACGGCCAGCUGUCGCAGUCGGCGCGCCUGGGUGCGCUGAGCAAGUUCAAGUCGGGCGGCCGCUCGAUCCUGAUCGCCACUGACGUGGCGUCGCGUGGUCUCGACAUCCCCGCCGUGGACCUGGUGGUCAACUACGACAUCCCGACGCACUCCAAGGACUACAUCCACCGAGUCGGACGAACGGCGCGUGCGGGUCGCUCGGGGCGCUCGGUGACGCUGGUGACGCAGUACGACGUGGAGCUGCUGCAGCGGAUUGAGGCGGUGACGGGCGAGAAGAUGCAGGAGUUCCCGGGGGGCAGCGACAAGGAGGCGGUGAUGCUGCUGAGCGAGCGGGUGUCGGAGGCGCAGCGGGCUGCGGUGAGGGAGCUCAAGGAGAAGGGGCUGGGCGGCAACCGCGCGGCUGGCAAGAAGAAGCGGAGGCGCGGCGAGACCGACGACGACGCCAUGGACCGCGACGACGACGAGGUUCAGGCGGGCAUGCCGCGCGGCGGUGGCGGUGGUCGUGGUCGUGGCGGCGGCAGGGGUGGCAGGGGCGGUGGAAGGGGCGGCUCGAAGCGGGGCCGUCGUUGA
Molecule: messenger RNA, 1785 nt
Organism: Pseudozyma flocculosa PF-1
Lineage: Eukaryota; Fungi; Basidiomycota; Ustilaginomycetes; Ustilaginales; Ustilaginaceae
Exons: 1
Coding region: 1-1785 (594 amino acids)
Molecular function (GO): nucleic acid binding; ATP binding; RNA helicase activity
Source: RefSeq, a predicted model, not a curated record